Molecule: messenger RNA, 1421 nt
Organism: Gymnogyps californianus (California condor)
Lineage: Eukaryota; Metazoa; Chordata; Aves; Accipitriformes; Cathartidae
Gene: SLC30A10
Product: solute carrier family 30 member 10
Exons: 4
Coding region: 1-1299 (432 amino acids)
Biological process (GO): intracellular zinc ion homeostasis; zinc ion transmembrane transport; detoxification of zinc ion
Cellular component (GO): membrane
Molecular function (GO): zinc ion transmembrane transporter activity
Source: RefSeq, a predicted model, not a curated record
AUGGGGCGGUACUCGGGGAAGACGUGCCGCCUCAUCUUCAUGCUGGUGCUCACUGUCGGCUUCUUCGUGGCCGAGCUGGUGUCGGGCUACCUGGGCAACUCCAUCGCGCUGGUGUCCGACUCCUUCAACAUGCUCUCGGACCUCAUCUCCCUCUGCGUGGGCCUCUCCACGGGGCGCAUCGCCCGCCGCAGCCGCCGGGGCCCCCGCGCCACCUACGGCUACAGCCGCGCCGAGGCGGUGGGGGCCCUCAGCAACGCCGUCUUCCUCACCGCCCUCUGCUUCACCAUCUUCAUGGAGGCCAUCCUCCGCCUCGCCCGGCCCGAGCCCAUCGAUGAUGCCCAGCUGGUGCUCAUUGUUGGCACCCUCGGCCUUGCCGUCAACCUCGUGGGGCUCCUCGUCUUCCAGGACUGGGGCGCCUGCUGCCGCUGCCGCCGCCCGCCUGCUGCCGCCACGCCGCGGGCCGUGCCCGGUGGUACCCCGACGGGGGAGGCGAAUGAAGCAGGUGAUUCACCAAAUGACCAAAAAAGCCCUGAAGAGGGCUCUGAGAAGAAAAAAGAGAAAAAGUCUGAAGCCUUGAACAUCAGAGGUGUUCUUUUGCAUGUUAUGGGAGAUGCACUUGGAUCUGUGGUUGUGGUAGUUGCUGCUACAAUCUUCCAUGUACUUCCUCUGGGGAAUGCUCCAUGUAAUUGGCAGUGCUACAUCGAUCCAAGCCUGACAAUAAUUAUGGUGUUCAUCAUCUUGUCUUCUGCGUUCCCACUUAUCAAGGAGACCUCAAUUAUUUUGUUGCAGAUGGUUCCCAAAGGUGUUAAUAUGCAACUACUGACUGACAGACUAGCUCGUGUACCGGGGGUUAGCAGCCUUCAUGAGGUGCAUGUUUGGGAGCUUGCAGGUGGGAAGAAUAUUGCUACUCUCCAUAUCAAGUGCCAAACCCCUACUGAUUACCAAGAUGCUGCUUAUAAAAUACGGAAGGUUUUCCACGAAGCAGGGAUCCAUUCUGUGACCAUCCAGCCCGAGUACAUUGACCACAAGACCUCCCAGCUACUGUGCAGCUCACCCUGCAUCUCAAAAGCUUGUGACUCUCAGCUGUGCUGCAGUCAGCGGGAGCCCCCCCUGGCUAAAACUAAUGGCUAUACUGAGAAAAACGAUAGUUCCCUUUCUGCACUGCAUAAAGACAAUGGUUCAAGUAAAAAUGAUAUUGAAAUCCCUAUUGAGUACCCACUGGCAGAGGAUAGCAUUAAAAACGUGAAAAAUUGUGACGUGUCUGAUGACAAAUCACAGUUGAGCAGUACACGCCUUUAGGCAAUUCUCUCUACUCUCUGUAAUGUUUUCAUAGAGCAAACGUAUCCUGGCUGGGAAGGGGGUCGUCGGUGGUUGUAGCUGAAGUUGGUGUGGCAAAAAGAUUUCUGUGCUUUAGCUGUAAA